AUGCAAUCAUCUUCGCGCAUGAUCGCGAUUUGGAGCCCGUCAAAAAACGCCGCAUCUUCGCCAGUUUCAAAGCUUUCUGUCAGUUUGCAGAAGCUUGAGUGCCAUGACAAGCUCGCACACCAUUGCUCAACCCCCAGAAGACGUCUCAUACUAACGCCUGAGAUGGAAACACCGCCCCCCGCCCCUGGGCCCAACCAGAAAGGUGCUCCCUGCGAGCUAGAGACGCCAACAGGUGACCCGCAGGAGGAGAGCAACAUAAAACGUGUGCGUUUGAGGCUGUCCAGCAUACUCUCCACCGCAGCUUCUGAUCAUGACUCAUCCAAGGAAAAUAGAAGACAUGACCAAACCUCUCCAGCAGGGGGCGCCAGUUUCCCGGGAGAAACGGAGACGCUAGAGCCCAUGGCUUUGGUCUCUUUACGAAGGAUGGUGUCCGGACGAAAAACCCAAUGCCACCACGUCCCAGAGUCAGCCAUCCAAGACCAGAGUCUCAUCGGAGAUUUCAGUAAGCAACAUCUGCUUCCUGUGGAGAGAGUAGGCCGACAGAAUCUGCAGUAUGUAUCUUCACAGACUGUGGCGGCUUUGAUUUCCGGUCGGUUUGGCACCGCGGUGGAAGACUACCUCAUCAUUGACUGCCGUUAUCCUUACGAAUACCAAGGAGGUCACAUCAAGGGGGCAGUGAACCUCCACACUGAAGCCCAGAUCCAUAGAGCUCUCCUUCAGAAUCCUGCACUACCUCAGCUCUCCCCGACCUCAGCUCAACCAGACCUCAGUCCUCAGCAAGAGAACUCUGGCCCGCGCGCGGAGGCUCUGACCACCAGAGGGAGCUCUGGCUCACCACAAACUCCGUCAAGGCAGAGGGAGACUCUGGAAGGGGCGGCAUCACCACGGAAAAUCAUAUUAUUUCACUGCGAGUUCUCGUCCAAGAGAGGCCCACAUCUGUAUCAGUACCUCAGGGCGUUGGACAGGCGUCUGAACGUCAACGUCUACCCUCAGCUUCUUUAUCCAGAGCUGUACCUGCUGCAGGGAGGAUACAAACAGUUUUACGCCUGCUUCCCGGAACUGUGCGAACCUAGAGGUUACGUUCCCAUGCGCCACAGGGGCUACAGAGAGCAGCUGCGUGGAUUUCGCCGGAGGAGACGAUCCCGGCUGUGCCGGAGACGGCCCCUCAGGCCCCACCAGAAGAUGAACGGCUAG
Molecule: messenger RNA, 1194 nt
Organism: Chanos chanos (milkfish)
Lineage: Eukaryota; Metazoa; Chordata; Actinopteri; Gonorynchiformes; Chanidae
Gene: cdc25d
Product: cell division cycle 25 homolog d
Exons: 10
Coding region: 1-1194 (397 amino acids)
Biological process (GO): G2/M transition of mitotic cell cycle; protein dephosphorylation; positive regulation of G2/MI transition of meiotic cell cycle
Cellular component (GO): nucleus; cytoplasm
Molecular function (GO): protein tyrosine phosphatase activity
Source: RefSeq, a predicted model, not a curated record